Populus euphratica (Euphrates poplar) is the source of this 1207-nucleotide messenger RNA. Its product is annotated as NAC domain-containing protein 86-like. Gene Ontology annotation, biological process: regulation of DNA-templated transcription. Bases 3 to 887 code for a protein of 294 amino acids. Gene Ontology annotation, molecular function: DNA binding. The transcript is spliced from 3 exons. The record is from RefSeq and is a predicted model, not a curated record. NCBI's taxonomy places the organism in Eukaryota, Viridiplantae, Streptophyta, Magnoliopsida, Malpighiales, Salicaceae.
UGAUGAGGGCAGUAGCGAUCAUAAUAAUGCAAAAGGUGUUUGCGAAGAAAGCAGGAGGUCAUCGGGAAGGGAAAGAAAUGGCACCGGUCGGAUUGCCUCCGGGCUUUCGAUUCCAUCCGACCGACGAAGAGCUUGUCAAUUACUAUCUUAAGCGUAAAAUUAAUGGCCAAGAAAUCGAUUUAGACAUCAUUCCUGAGAUUGAUCUCUACAAAUGCGAGCCUUGGGAUUUAGCAGAAAAAUCUUUCCUGCCAAGUAGAGACCCGGAGUGGUAUUUCUUCGGGCCCCGGGACAGGAAAUAUCCCAACGGGUUCAGGACUAACAGAGCAACUAGAGCUGGAUACUGGAAGUCUACAGGGAAAGACAGGAGGGUUAACUGCCAGAAUAGAGCCAUCGGAAUGAAGAAGACAUUAGUUUACUACCGAGGGCGAGCUCCUCAAGGGAUUCGGACCGAUUGGGUAAUGCAUGAGUAUCGGCUCGACGACAAGGAGUGUGAAGACACCUCUGGAAUCCAGGUAGUUCGUGCAUUGUGCAAAAUUGUUUCCUUCUUGAUCAUAUAUACUGACGACAAACAAAUAUGCAACAUUCCAUUUUUAAUGGAUUCGUACGCAUUGUGUCGAGUGUUCAAGAAAAAUGGAAUAUGUUCUGAGAUUGAAGAGCAAGGACAAUGCACAACAAGCCUAUCAUUAACGGAGAGCUCAUCGCAAGGUGUGCUAAACGAGUAUGAAACAAUGUCACCAGAUGUCCCAAUUGCGUCAUCAUCUUGUACUGAAGAGGAAGACAAAGACGAUUCAUGGAUGCAGUUCAUCACAGAUGACCCAUGGUACUGUUCUUCUAACAACGCUAUGGUUGGCGGUGAAGAGAUUUCUCAAGUGACUUUCACUGACUAAUCAAGGAUAAUUAUCAAGUGAUUGGUGGUGAUGAAUAAUAUGAACAGAGUUGGAUAUAUUUUUCUUACAAUAAGGCAUCGAGUACAGAAAUGUUGGUAAAAACAUUAGAGUGUUAUGCCUAAUUGGCUUAGUUAUUUUGUUUUGGUUUUUGGACAUGGUGGCCUCCCUAUCUAGCUAGAGCCAAUUUAUCAAAUGGCUUCAGAUUUUAUUUUAUUUUUAUUUUUAUUUUUUUGUUGUUGUUGACCUCUAUGUGAAGGUGAUUUGCUGUUUCUUGUGGCAUUAAAGGGCAUUAAUAUUAAUCUUAUUAUUAUUAUUUGAGG